AUGGGUGACGGGGUUCUCGCAACAGCUAUAGUAUUCGCAAAAAAUGAAAACAAUGAGCAACGGCCUGCUCGUCUUUUAUUAGAUUCGGGUUCUCAAUAUAACCUCAUCACUUCCGAACUCUGUGAUUUACUCAAACUCAAAAGGACGCCUAUCAAUGUCAAAAUAGGUUCAAUAAGUGACUGUGUUUUAGAAGUUAAACACAAAUGUGAACUUGAAAUCCCUUCAAGAAAUAGCCCAGUUAAAAUUCGCAUUAUGUGCCUUGUUGUACCGAGAAUUAGAUGUGAAGUACCCAAACUUCCAUUUGAUGCAAAGUUGCUUCAAAUACCAUCGCAUAUCAAACUAGCAGAUCCACACGUCGAGAGGCCUGGAACAAUCGACAUUUUCGUAGGCAACGCGAUUUUUUGGUCAUUAAUUUGCACUGGACAAAUAAAGCUAAACAAUGCUGGGCUUCCGCUACCAAAAACCAGGCUCGGUUGGAUACUUGCAGGGCCCAUGCCAGGUCCGCAAUCUAAGUUAGUAACCUGCAAUGUAAUUAACAAAAUUAAUGUUGAUAACCAGUUAACAAAAUUCUGGAAACUAGAGGAAUGUUCAUUAAACAAAAAGGUUCUAUCAAUCGAAGAAAACGCUCGCGAAUAUUUUCUCACAAAAACGGUUAAGUGCGACGAGGAAGGGAGGUUCAUCGUUUGCAUUCCACUAAAAGAUGACAACGGGUAA
Belonocnema kinseyi is the source of this 714-nucleotide messenger RNA. RefSeq lists its product as uncharacterized. Gene Ontology annotation, molecular function: aspartic-type endopeptidase activity. Bases 1 to 714 code for a protein of 237 amino acids. Gene Ontology annotation, biological process: proteolysis. The record is from RefSeq and is a predicted model, not a curated record. The transcript has 2 exons. NCBI's taxonomy places the organism in Eukaryota, Metazoa, Arthropoda, Insecta, Hymenoptera, Cynipidae.